CCCGCUUUUGUGUCUCGCGUCUCCUCCUCAUGCUGCGUCCGGCCACCUCCUGCGGCGGCCGCUGCUGAGGCGCUCGCUCCGGCAGAGGGAGGAAGGGACGGCGGCGGCGGGGGCAGCCGCGGCGCGGGGUCCAGGCGGGACUAUGGGAAACGGGAUGUGCUCCCGAAAGCAAAAGCGGAUUUUCCAGACGCUGCUGCUGCUGACCGUGGUGUUCGGCUUUCUCUAUGGCGCGAUGCUCUACUACGAGCUGCAGACGCAGCUGCGGAAAGCCGAGGCGGUGGCGCUCAAGUACCAGCAGCACCAGGAGUCCCUUUCCGCCCAGUUACAAGUUGUGUAUGAACACAGAUCAAGAUUAGAGAAGUCCUUGCAAAAGGAAAGACUUGAACAUAAGAAAGCAAAGGAAGAUUUUCUUGUUUAUAAGUUAGAAGCACAAGAAACACUAAAUAAAGGAAGGCAAGAUUCCAAUAGUAGAUACAGUGCAUUGAAUGUGCAACAUCAGAUGUUAAAAAGUCAGCACGAGGAGCUGAAGAAACAGCACAGCGACUUGGAGGAGGAACAUCGCAAACAAGGAGAAGACUUCAGCAGGACAUUUAACGACCAUAAGCAGAAGUACCUGCAGCUACAGCAAGAGAAGGAACAAGAACUUUCCAAGCUAAAAGAAACCGUGUACAAUUUGAGAGAAGAGAAUAGACAACUAAGGAAGGCACACCAGGACAUGCACACCCAGCUCCAGGACGUCAAGCAACAGCAUAAGAAUUUACUCUCCGAGCAUGAACAACUUGUAGUGACUUUGGAAGACCACAAGAGUGCGCUAGCCGCUGCACAGACUCAAGUUGCGGAAUAUAAACAGUUGAAAGAUACUCUGAAUAGGAUUCCAAGCCUUCGAAAGCCAGAACGAGCAGAGCAGCAGAACGUUACCCAGGUGACACAUUCUCCGAGACGUGACCACACAGCGAGGGAGGACUUGGCUGGAGAGCCACGGGAGGUGUCCCCGAGCAGUGAUGGGCGGCAGACGCACGAAGCGGUUCCUGGAAGAACGGAAGAAACAAAACCGGACCCUCCCACCCAGGAGGAGCCGAGGCAGCACGGAGCCGACGCCAGAGAGCCCGGGGGCCGGCAGGUGGAGGAGGAGCACCGGAAGGCUCUGGAGGAGGAGGCAAUGGAGCAGGUCGGGCAGGCCGAGCGGCUGGAGCAACAGGAUCGGGAGUGGAAGGACCAGCGUGAACCGCGGGAAGAAGCCGACCUUCUGGGCGGGCAUGCUCCCGCCGCCGGUGUAUAUCCUUCAACCAAGCCAGUCACCAAGUUCCGCUCGGCGUACGAGGAGCAGCUGGAACAGCAGAGAGUGGCCGCGCGGCGGACGGAGGAGGCCCGGCAGUUGAGGGAACGCCAGGCGGCUCUGCACCAGCAGAGGCUGCAGGGACACUCGUGGAGGCAGCGGCAGCGGCAGCAGCAGCUUCUCACCAGAGAGGGCGCCCGGCAGAGGCAGGCCAGCCCCGAGGAGGGGCGGCCGCAGCCCCCAGAGCAGCUCCAGCAGCAUGCUCCUUAUGAUGCUAUGGAUCGUGACAUUGUUCAGGGAGCCGAGGACCAAGGCAUCCAAGAAGAGGAAGGAGGUGCCUACGAGAGAGACAACCAGCACCAAGACGAGGCAGAAGACGACCCAGAGAAUGGACGUGAGCCCCAAGAUCAGGGGCCCCAGGAGACCGAUCCGGAAUCUGAGGCAGAUAGGGCAGCUGUAGAGGAUAUAAACCCAGCAGAUGACCCUAAUAAUCAAGGCGAAGACGAGUUUGAGGAAGCCGAGCAAGUGAGAGAAGAAAAUUUGCCAGAUGAAAAUGAAGAGCCCAAACAGAGUAAUCAAAAGCAAGAGAACACAGAAAUGGAGGAACAUUUGGUGAUGGCAGGAAACCCGGACCAGCAGGAGGAUAAUGUUGACGAGCAGUACCAGGAAGAGGGAGAGGAGGAGGUUCAGGAAGAUUUGACUGAAGAGAAAAAAAGGGAAUUGGAACAUAAUGCUGAAGAGACGUAUGGUGAAAAUGAGGAAAACGGCGAUGAAAAAAACCAUGAUGGCGAAGAACAAGCAGUUCGAGAUGACAACCGCCCCAAAGGCCGAGAGGAACCCUAUGAGGAGGAGGAAGAAGAGGAAGAAGACGGCGCCGCGGCUGCGGAGAAGUCCCAGCGCCGAGCGGAGAUGUAGGGGGCCCGGCCGCGGACGGGGCUCAGCCAUCGGCCUUUUCACGCUGCUCAGAAAUCAGUCUGCCUACUGAACUCUAGGAUAUUUAAUUACAAAAAUUAGGAACUUAGACCUUUUUUUAACUUUUGUAUUAGAAAUGCUCAUACAUUUAUAUGAAUAUAUUUUGAUAACCUAGGUUAGAGCUUCUUUUAUAUUCAAGCUGAACACAAGCAAGAAGAAAAACAAUAAAGCAAACCUUAGCCGUUGAAUCUCGUUUUUCAUAGAUGAUGUGAUGUUGGAAAGGGCACCGAUUUUGUAUAUUUCCGCUUGUUACUUUUCUAUCUUCUUGUUUCCAGGUGUUCCGUUGUUUGCCUUUAAUAAAAUACGGGAUUUCAAAUAGGGAAUACUGCAAAAUGCUGUGUAGCCUUUAAGGAGAAUGGCCAGUUUAUUAACUGCAGCCUUUCUGAGGUUCUUGUGUAUAGUUCUGACGGAAUUUUCACCCCUCUGUAUGCCUCUGGAAUAAGAUCCACAUACAGACAUACAAUUGGAAAGGCAUUUUGGUUAUAAAGACAUUUUUUUUUUCAGACUUUUCAUAUCAGUUAGAAAAAUGUUUGGCUUUACUUCAAAUCACUGCUGUUCUCGAAAGGAAUUAGAUUUUAAAAUGAGAUGGUACUAAAACUCCUGCCUCAGUAUUCUGGACUUUGAUAUUCCGGUAUUCAAACAAGGUAGGACGCAUCAGUGUAUUAACCUUCUUGAAAGACUGACACCUUGUUUAAUAACUAAUUUAGUGUGUGUGGGUGGUAUUUUCUAUGAGCACCCAUUCAAUUUUUUUUUCUGAAAUCGUCUAGUGAUAUCCUUGUUUCAAUAUCUAGUUCUCUACAGUAAUAUAUAUUUCCCCCAUAAACUGUGUUCCUCAGUAUGCAAUCACUUUGAUGACAAGUAUGAAUAUGAAGGCAUUCCAGAUUAUACAAUUGAAUAGGGUUAAUUUCGGUGAUAUGAUAGACCCUCAUGACUUUUCUGUGUUAUGCCCGUAUAUGGCAUUUUAAUAACUACAAAAGUGCCCUAAAAUAAAAGAAUUAAAAAUCAAAAAUUUCUUUUGGGAUCGAGACAUAUUUGUCUCUCUACAUAAAGAUUUUUAAAUAUAUAGAAUUAAGUAAUAUAAUUCAUAUGUGUGUGGUUUUAUAAUACUCUCAAAUUAAUAAAGACAUUUAAUUUCUACCAUUUUUGUAUGAAUGUAAUGUUAGUUUUUAAUAACCACACUCCUCAUGUAAGAUUUUGAUUAUCCCACUGGAGUGAUUGUGUAUGUAUGCAUAGGAAUGUUUUGUUCAAAUAUAUUUUGGAUUUUCAAUAAUCAUAAAUCAAAUUUUACUUUUAUGUAUAAAAACCCUUUAUGUAAUGUAAAAUGUAUAAUAUUGUACAUAAUAUUCAGAAUACAAUUAUUUUGGUAAAUUAGUUUGUAUUUUUAAUGUCCCAGUUGCGGUAUUUAAUUAUUUGAACCAUAUUGAAACUUGGUAAUAGUCAAUAAAGCUAUAAAAAGCAAGUGGUAAAUCUUUUAAA
Messenger RNA from Ailuropoda melanoleuca (giant panda), 3724 nucleotides. RefSeq names its product golgi integral membrane protein 4 (gene GOLIM4). Lineage: Eukaryota; Metazoa; Chordata; Mammalia; Carnivora; Ursidae. The record is from RefSeq and is a predicted model, not a curated record. The transcript has 16 exons. The coding region runs from base 143 to 2191 and encodes 682 amino acids. Gene Ontology annotation, cellular component: Golgi membrane; Golgi apparatus.